AGCAUCUUGUCUGCCCAUCAACGCCAACCAAUUGCGAAUCAACGACAACAUCUCUUUUUGAGAUCCAACACCUUCAUCUCAAGCACACCUCUCUCCAACAAGACUCCAACACACUACGUACAAUACAGGGAUCCAACGUUGAUUCACUGUCUACACAAUCAACCAACGCUCAAUCGCCAUCAUCCAACACGUGCCCAUCUGCCUUUAAUAAGAGCAUCUGAGAAACACCUACAAAAGAACUUGCUCCUCACAUCGCAACACUUUACUCUCACACAUCAGCAUCACAUCGCCUCCCAACUUAGUCCCUCACACCUCUUUCAUCAAAAUGACUCGCUCUCACAAGGCCAACGACCGUGACCACAAGGGUCUCGCUGAGGGCACCGCCCUCCCAACCGAGCAUCUUCCUCGCUUCUUUGCCAAGAACGGCUAUGCCGAUGUCGACCCCAAGAAGGUGAAGAAGGACGGCUCUGGUCGAGGUAACUGGGGAACCGUCAACGACGACAUCGCUGACCAAGACUUCACCUUUACCAACACUCGUCGCCGCUCCAACAGCAGCAGCUUCUCACACCACGUCUCAGACUUCAAGACCAAGUUCGAGGUCAACGAGCCCGAGCCCGUCUUUGAGGAGUCGGUCCAUGGUCCAGAGGAGGAGGACCAUGAGGACCUCACCAAGACCGACUCUUCCGAGAGCGGCCGAUCCUCCUCUUAAUCGGCAUAUCGCAUCCUCCUCGAGAGGUCGAUAGUCAUACGCUCGCUGCCAUGUUUGGCAGCAGCAAUUUUUUGAGGGUCCAACUGUACAAGGAACAAGGGGGGCAAAGGUUUGAUCUUUUUUUUCUUAAUGCAAGCACGAAACGACAUGGAAUGAAACGAAUGAAACAACAGAAUUAUGGGGAUGAAUACUUGAUCAAACGGAUGGGGGGGAAUCGGAACGGCAAUUUUUGGACGGAGUUGACGGACCCUCGUGACUAUUCACUGAUCUCGACGUGGAUCAUGGUUAUGGGCCGCCUGUGAAGACUUCUUUUUUCCUCGCGGCCAGAUGUAUUACUGUAUCACUAGCUUAGCUUAUCAAACAAAGCGACGACAAGGCUGGAAAGAUGCUCAUAUGAGCCCAGCCGAAACCACAGUGUUCCUUGCAUGAGUUCCAUGUCUUGUCAUGACUGUUUGU
Fusarium vanettenii 77-13-4 is the source of this 1165-nucleotide messenger RNA. RefSeq lists its product as uncharacterized. The record is from RefSeq and is a predicted model, not a curated record. Lineage: Eukaryota; Fungi; Ascomycota; Sordariomycetes; Hypocreales; Nectriaceae. The transcript has 3 exons. Bases 326 to 709 code for a protein of 127 amino acids.